AGAACUACUUAUCAGGUUCGGCGGAUUGCAACGACAUUCAAACUAACAGUGCAUGGCUCGUCUCUUGCUCGGAAGGAGUCAUCUUGAAAUUGCUGUUUGCUCGAUAGGCAACACUCAAACUCAAAAUGACGAAUUUUUACCAUAUGUAGUCAAGAUCGACAAGAGGGGGAACGUGCCACCCGCUUAAAGGAGGGGAAAAUAAACCUCUCGCCCAAGUCCAACGAACUUCAGAGAAGUGCGACCCGCCGGCGAUAUCAACUGGCGAAACUCCUGCUCCGUAGUUCAAGUUCUAUUUAGGUCGGGAGGCCGUCGGGCCGGCGACAUACAUUCGCUCUCCGGCUACCUAUCGCUAUUCCCUGCGAUGAACUGAUAAGUUUGAAUUUCGCGGAAAACCGAAAGCAAAUAAAAGUAUCUGUCCCCGCAACCAUGGUGGUGCAGACGCAGUCGCACCGAUCUCCGGAGCUCGAGGAAGAGCAGAAGAAUGCGCCAGGCGACGAGUCCGCGAGUAGUACCCGGGCUGGGAUCAUGAAGGAAAAGCAGAACAACAAGAUUGGCGGCGCACACGAGCUGCCGCCGAUGCCGCAACUGGAAAGUUUCCCGAGCCCGGAAGAAGUGAAGCACAAGGCGGUGUUGGACCUUCUCAACGACCACGUGAUGUAUGAUUUGCGAAAAGAGCAAAAGGCGCAACUGCAGGAGAUUCUCGGACGAAUUCAAGUGGAAAUCAAAAGCAGCCUCGAAACGGAAACGGCAGCUGACGCCGGUGCUGGUCUGUCGCUCGAAAAUGAUCUGAAAUUUCCCGCCCUUCACGACCGGUCAAAAUUUCAAGACUUGGAAGCGUUGGCAAACCGGGAUUUCAACAUCGAUCUGCGCAAAGACGAGGCAGAUGUCGUGCUGGAAAAUUAUGAGUCACGUCUGACGCAGCGGGUUUUUGAGAAGGUCACGCCGGAGAAUUGGGAGCGGAUCUCCGCCCUCGAAAAUCACAAUGAGGCUCUAGUGGACCGUAUCCAUUUGUGUACAACAAGUGGCAUGAUAGUAGUACCCACCCCAUCAAUUUGCCAUGCAAGUUUUCUUGCCCAGCAGAACGAUCAGACGCAGACACCCGCAACGACCGCAUGAGAUGAUGCGACGUUUGCUUUGCAUUUAUAUUCCAGCGGUGCACAACUACCAAAGUCAAAGAACAAAGAACGCGAUCUCCCUCAUUAACUGCUGGAACGGGUUGUGUUGCGUCGUUCGAGAUGCCUGGCUGUCAAUGCAAUCCAGACAGUGCAGACGCUGGGCCUUGAGGAUCUUGCUAGCGCUCCUUGGGCUGUCCUUUUAAAAAGGCAGUCUCUGCCGGCACACCUUGGCAGCUUUUGCAAUUGCCGAAGAACUCUGCGCGAAGUUCUUGCAUUGCGCAACAGCCAGCAAAAUUGAUCGUCUUUUGUGGCAGAUUUAGGGGUGGCCCUCUGACCGUGGGUACGUUUUUACCAAGCAUAGACCGAAUGGAGACCAUGGAGAAUCACCUCCUGGACCGGAGUAAGCAACUCAGUCAGUGCCGGUACUCCUAUUUCCUAGAGAUAACCCACCUGCGCAACCAGGUGUAUCUACAGGGACUGAACCCCGAAGAAUUCGACCCUCACGAGUGCUACUUUUUCGACCCCCUGGACAGCCUAGAGGAGGAGUUGCGAGAAAUGUUGAACCAAAAAAUCAAGGACAGCGUACAACUAUAAUAUCUUUUUCUUUUGGUUUUAACGUUGUAUCUGCAACUGCUAUUUCUCAUUCUCCGUCUUCUCGAGAACAAACCUUUUCAUCAGCACUUUAUCCACAGUAAGGUAGAAUAAGCAGUUCGCUGGCCUAGGAGCUUCUGUCGUGAAAAUGUUUAUAUCCUUUCUCAAAUUUCGUUGGUUCGUCAUUGGUUUCUAGUGAUUGCGAAAAGUUCGACGAGCAGGACCUCGGUCGAUGCAGCUCUCACAGCAAGCAGAAGUACGUACUCAUGCAAGAUGACAUGAAGUGUAUUUGUAUUAUGCUCCAAGCGAUCAACAGCAACAUGAACAUCGUCAUCGGCUGAGCACCACUAUUAUUGCUUUUGCUACAGGUUCGCGUAUAUUAUGGGAAGUGGAAAAAAGCAGAGGCCCGAGCGAACGAGCUGCAGGAUCGGUUAGACAAUUUGAUGGCCACGCUGUCACCGGAGCAGAUGACGCGCAAGCCACGGCCCGUGCGGGAGGAGUUGGAGUGGUUGGCUGACUAUCCAGUGUAACGGAAGGAGUAUCGUGCUCGUACUGAUCGAAGUCAUAAUGUACUUAAGUAUUCAUGGCAAGAAACCUAUUUCGUGAUCGCGAGGAUAACUAUAGGUAAGUCUCCUGAAUACGCAUUUGCAUAUACAAAAACUACAACAAAUUUUGAUCUUCUUCCUCAUGCUCAGCAAGUUUGUCACACGAUUUCUAGUACGUAGUGCGAUGCUUUUGCAAUGCAUACUGCCUUUUACGGGGCAAAUGCUGUUAUUAAGGGUAUGGCAGAGAGCUUUCCAGAUGAUAUGCUCUCUUGGGCGAAGAAGGUAAAUAAGAUUGUGAUCAUCAUUGUCUUCAUCGAGGUUGGUAUUUAUGUGUCCCCGUAGUUGUCGGCUGCACUUCUCUAUGUAUUUUUAGUAGUCCUGAUGCUUCGUUCUAGGUUCUAGUGCCAGUACUUACGUCGGUGGCACUUCUUUCUACCACUGGUUUUUUCCGUACAGGGACAUACAGGGACAUUUUUCGAAUACGCUUACGCUCCUACUCGAGGCGGAGGCUUCAUCCAUCCAGGACCAGGAGUUCUCGUUAUCUUGCAUCUGGCUGUGCGCAGCACGUGCACGUGUUUAUAUCCAUGUCUGUAAAGAAAGACGCACUAGCGGAAGUAUGGUGAGCUGCUGCAACCUCAAGCGUGGACAGGAACAAUGUUUGCAUCGCCGCUCGUGCGAAUUUUAAAACUCUACUCACCGUAUAAGAACUACAUUAACAUUUACAUUUAGACAAGGAUCUGUUUGUGCUUCGACGGGCACAAAAAUUGUGGCUUCGGACACAUGAAAGUGAUUUUUUCUUUGCAGGCACUCGGCAUGGAAGGUGGCCAAGACGCAAAGUUGGCAGAACUCCAGCGGCUGCUCGAGGAGGCACAAGAGGCAUUGGCUGCGGAAAAAAGAACAAGUGCAGACUUACGAGCCGAGCUUGCGCAGGCCAAGGGCGACUUGGAGCGAGCGGCCGCAGAGCUUGAGUCAGCCCAAAGUCAGGUCAUGGAGAUGCAGCACAAGAUUUCCGAACUUGAAAGCUACGUGGAGGAGUCGAGCGCUAGUCUAGAGGAGAUGCGACAAAAAAGCCUUCGCAUGGGAAGCUCUGCCGACGACGUAUAUAUUCAGAUGAGAUUUUUGAUGAAAACUACUGAAACUCCUUUGUUACCGAUAGAUGCCUAGUCGAUUGACGUUCGUUAUUGUACUAAAGUUUUGCCUUUUUCCCGCAAUGGUACCCACAAAAAUACUUGUACUUCAUUUUCCAUCACUUCUGCACCAGGCUUCUUUGCGACAGCAGCUGUCCGCAGAAGUGGAAGCUGAGAUGCGGGUGUGCAUCGCAAAUGUGUCGGGGUCUAGAUGGAUGCGGCUGGUCAUGUGAACAAGUUGUUUUGGACACAAAAGAAUAUGCGAUGCAUGAACCGCAAAAACUGUGUACUCUUUGCUAGGCCAAGGAUGGGCCUCGUCCUCUAAUGCGGAAAUCAUGGCGUCGAGUUUGAGAGGGUCGCGCAAGAUCUGUGAAGAUAGUUCUGUGUGUAUUCCGGACACUGCGCCAGCCGGUCGUCCGCGAGAUGCAUUUGCAUAACAAAUCUCGCACUCUUCCGGACGCAGACAUGUUUUGCAGUUGAUGGCGGGGCAAGAUCAGCAAUCUCGAGGACGAGCUCGCCAGGGCACGCGAGGAAGCGCGGCUGGAAAAGCUACGAGCGGAUGACUUGCAGAGCAAGCUGGACAGCGUGCAAGGAAUAACCCCCGAGAUGCUGGCACGGCUGCAAGAGCUCGAGAAGGCGGAGCAGAUGCUGGCAAAAACGCGGGCGGAGCUUGCAUCCGAAGCGGAGAAGCGAAACGCCGAACGGGCAGCCGCCCAGCAGCGCGAAUUGGAAAUGAAACGGCGCGCGACCGAACAGAAAGUGCAGCAUGCUGCUGCCAUGAUGAAAAAGAGCGCUAUGAAAGCCGCCGCUGUCGAAAAGGCCAAACAGGAAAAGGCCGAGAAAGCUGCGGCCGGCCAGGCCGCAAGCGGGGACUCGUCAGGUGAGCAAGCGCCGAAAGAUGACAAAUUCUGGUCUCAAGUUCAAUAAUAAAAGAUCGCACAUUUUUUUCAUUUUGAUUCAAUGCGGCGUAACGGCUAGAAAUUUCAAUGUCAACAAUGUGAUGCAGCAGGGUCUGCUGAAGGCGGUCAUUUAUUUGUAGAUCUUAGAUAGUCAUUGACUCAACAUGUAUCUCGGUGCCCCCUUUGUCGGAAGUUGAUAAAAGAUAAACGGCAUCUACGUACGCCGAUUCAUUUCAAGAUUGCUUCAAAUGAAAUGGUUGCACAGGUACAGAGGAAAGCACGACUCGCGAGGCGCCGCUCGACGUCAGCGUUUUGGUCAAGCCUUCGCAAAAGAUGUGAGAGUGGACAAUCUCCCCUUCCUUUGAAAGGCAUCUUUGCAUGAUCUUCAGCAACGCAAGCAAUUCCGCUCAUGAUCGGCGCAUCCACAUGACAAGUCAGCACUCUAAUUAUAGUAGUACUUUUUGCUAGAUCCCGAAAGUUAUCUUCGCGCACCGAGCGGGAGUUCCCUGAGGCACACACGAAGUCCAAGGUAGUCGAUUUACCUUUAUUUUGCAUGUAGUUGGUUAAAAACUUUUCAGGGAGAGGGGAAUUGCAUUGCGCACUCUUAUAAAAAAUCGUUUUCAAGGACACGGACACGAAUGAAGAGUUUACGUUGCACAGCAUAUCACAGGCAAAAAGAAAAAUGUUAAUUCGAAAGGAAAUCCUCGCGUUGCAAAAAUACAUGAUCAUAGCAUGAAUGAUAGGCAAAAUAUAUCAUGCGUGCCCCCGCCCGGCUGCGGUUUAUCUUUACGAUACACGUUACCUUAGAGUUAGCAUUUUUCCUUUUCUGGGUGAUAGAGCAACGAAUGGUACCACGAAGGCAAGAAAUUUGGCACCCUAAAAGCUAUGAAAAUGAAAAAUCCACCCCUUUGCGCACAUCCAAAGCAAAGUCUCUGAUCCUGGAUGUGCGUAUACAAAUCAGGUCUGUCUUCCUGUAACGAACUACAGCCAGACUCUCAGCCUUUUCAGGAGCGUAAGGGUCUAGUGGUUUGGCAUUGGAAGAAACGCCCGCCCUGUAGGGCCAACAGCACGACAAAGCGCGCCCAUAAUGCGGCGCACACCUCGGCGCUAACCUUCUUACAAGACAGAGCGGAUCUGCAGCCACGAAUCUGCGCCACAGAUUUUUCUUUUGGGUAUGGAAAGGGGGGAUUUUUCCUCACAAUCAGAGCCGACGGCCGAUCGGUGACCAUGGAGUUCGAGCCCAAGAAGUUGCCGUCCACCUUGAACUAUCCUGGGCAAAAAAAGUAUUGUGCUGGCACUUUCUUCUGGUAGUAGGUGCAUAAUUCCAACUGGUGCGUGACAGAUCCCUUUGCUCAGGUAUAUGUAAAGCCGCACUGAAGUACUAAAGCUGCUUAAGCUUAUAUUUAUUAGUAUUUUAAACAAACACACACCAUAAGUAUUUGGAUCGCAAUCUUCUAUGUACUGCAAAUAGAAAGGAAACUCUAGUGCUGCGAUACUUGUUUUGCAAUGCAUAGCAAAUCGGGCCUGUUCCGCGAGCCCACGUCCGCCAACCUAGAUAUUCAGUCUCAGGACAUCAUUCUACCAGGCAACACGCGAUUGAAGAAGAUAUCCAUCACAUGUAAGAAGUUCUGCUGCUUUUCUGCACCCACCUAAAGUAGAUUGAUAAAUUUAUUAGCUUGGAGGUCCUUGUACUUACCAGGAUCCUCAUACUCUUGCCCUUCUCCAGAACAGCAACACUUUGCCUCGAAGACUUUGACUUCAGCGUCACUACCGCUACCAGUAUCACAAAAACUACGACAGCGACGGCGGACGAGGAGCUCGAAGCCGCAAGGAAGGAAUUGGAGCGCAUCAACCGGGAACUGGAGGAAGCGAAAAAGGCCCCGCCGCCCGCGGCGCCAACCCCGGAGAAGAAGAAGGAGGAAGUCAAACCUAUGUCAGCAGUGGAGGGGGUCACCGUGGUGAAGUCGGCAUUUAAGCUUUUGCUCGACGGGGAGCGGCGGAAAGUGAAGCGCCUGACAAACGAAAACUUGGAGAAGUCGGAGGUGGAGAUCAAGCUUCGCGGAGAACUCGCCGCCGCCCUCGAAGAGUUGGAAGAGCUGCAGGACAGGCUCAAAGGCGGCGGAAAAAAGAAGAAGGUACUACCCUAAAACAGAUGCUUUUGAAUCUAAUUCUGGUCGUCUCCGCUGAGAAACAGUUGUCACUCGCUCGCCUGAAGAAGCGACCAGCACACAAAUAAUUUUUACAUGUACAUGUUGCCAUGGUAAUAGAAGCGAAAAGCAAGAACAACAAAAAGUAGAGAGUUGCAUCUCUGAUGACCACUCGCGGAUGGAAAUAAGCAGUAAAAAAAACCUUCCUCGCAGAAGUAAGUACGGCGACACGCUCGUCCUUUUCUUGAUAAUGCUACCUAGUAGUACAACUAUAACUCCUUACGUGUACGCUCUGCUGGCGUGGUCGCAAAAGUGAACUCUUUAUGCGGCUAUCCUACCAAGUAGGGCCCUGAACGCGUCUGUGAAGACAGGCAGAGUACGCCUCUUUUCAGCGGCCUCAGGAAUCAAAUAUACAGGGCCAAGGGGGCACCACGCUAGCGACGCAGACGACGAUCACGGGCACUGGACACCAAAAGGGCUCGUCUUUCUACUUGCUCGAGUAUCCCGCGCUCAUGACGGAGUUGGCCAUGGAACAAGAGUUCGAGGACCUAAACGGAUGCGCGCUGGCGAGCUGGGAGGGAAUUCUGGAAAAGCUGAAGCAGUCGCGACGGCCGCCGUCGGGUGUGGGCAGCGGCUUUGUGAGCACGCGGCUUUUCCGCCGGCUUUUCCUCGGAUGCCUGCACCGCAUCCGGAGGCAGGACGACCUGCGGAAGAUGGCCGAGGCAUUGAUGCUAGCGGAGCUGGAGAAGGCGUGCGAGGCCGUGCAUCUGCUGCAGGAGUCCACAUUCCCGGAACAGUGCGCGCCCAUCCGCGAACACAUCUUCGGGCGCGGCAUGAACAAGCCAAACCUGUUCGAGCACUUCUCCGCGAGUCUCACCGCCGAAUGGCUGGCGAAGCUGCAGCGGUGCGAGGAAGUCAUCGCGGCCUAUGGGUCGGACCAGCAGAUCGAACUGGGCGUGUACGAGCCGAGCCGACGCUGCUACGUGUCGAAUGGCAAGAAUGUGAUGCAGCGCACCGUCUUGUCCAUGCACGUAACGCGCAUAUGCAUCUUCGCAAAUAUGUCAGGGUCUGGAGAAGUGCUAAUGUACAAUUUUAAAAAUAUGUCAGGAUCUGGAGAAAUGCUCCACCAGAAGGUCUAGAAUAUAGCGGGGCCUAGCAACAUUACAAGUUUUGCGAGAGCGAGAACUUUCUUCAAGAAAGUUCUCGCUCUCGCAAAACUCGUACGAUGCAAUGCCUAUUUUGAACAAGAACGACGAGAAAGCCUGCCUCAAAGUAGUUGAAACUUGACAGGCUUUGCCUCUCAGUCUCACGCAUGACCGAUUUAUUUCGUAUGACCGACUACAGAGAGCAUCACAAUUCGGCACCUCUCCAGACAUAUUUGCACCUCAUAGCGCAUGGACGGCGACAACGUCCAGGAGAUCGUCGACAUGGAUGCCUCUAUGCAUUGCAAAAGUAUAAUCGUGCUAGUUCCAGUAGAGCACUACAAGCAGGGCAGCACAUGCUGUACACCUGUACCCCCGUCCUUCGACGGGCUUCCGACCGUGCUACGAUUCACCACGAGCAGGCCAGCACAUGCUGGACACCUGCACACACUGCCCCAACGGGCUUCCAACAGUGCUACAACGCACUUAAAGCAGACCAGCACAUGCUGGACACCUGCUCACACUGUCCCAAUGGGCUUCCAACGGUGCUACAACGCACUACAAGCAGGCCGGGGAACGCCGGACACCUGCUGCUCCACAUACCGCAGUUUCUGGAGCUAUCAACAACUACCAAACACGAUGGACACACAUAGAAACUGCGGAGCCUGCAUAGGGGGAGGACGGCUAAGCCCUACCAGGAGAAAAACGGACAACGACGUCAGUUGUCGCCGUAAAUCUCCCUGCUGCCCUGAUUCCAGAUGACAUGUGCCGCUGCACUUGCAGCUAGCAACCGAAAUCUUCAAACUGCCCAGCAGGGGCGGAGUACAACAAGAACAAACACAGCCAGCCAACCGGCUGGCACCUGUGCACGCGGUGGCCCUGUGGGCCUAUCUCCACGCCGGCCCGAGGAAUAAAACUGCGAUCUCGUCCCUCGCCUGCGUGCGAAAUUUUCAAGUUUAAAUUUUAAAUUUAGUUUCCAAUUUUAUUUUUAUUUUAAUAGUAGCAGGAAUGCAGUUACACGCGCGAGGAGGUGCACAAACCCUUCAAAAAAAAAAAAGAUGAGAAGCCUCGAAAUUUCAAAACUUCAAAAUUUAACUUUUAUUGGCACGCCAAAUCCGCGAAGUUUUAAAAUUUUAUUUUUAUGGAGACUAAAAGCAAAGAACUGAUGAAAGUGGAAGAAAGCUGCGAAAAGGAGAAGCAAAGUAAAAAGAAUGGAUAUAUAGGAAUGAAGGGGAACAAGAACAAAAACGGGGAUUGAUGUAGAAGCAGGAUAGUACUUUGAAAUUUCAAAUUUUUAUUUUUAUCACGUCAGGAGGAACAUGAAGGGACAGAGCGUGGACAACAGGCGGGGAGGGGAAGAGAUGAGCACGAGCAUCCCGAUUGCGAACUUACAGGCGGAGUGCGAGGAGAUGUUCAAUGAGAGGACCAAACGGUCCUCAUAAGCUUUUUCCACGAAUGAAAACGGGGCUUGUGCUGAAAAAGGUGAAUAAAGGGUAUCAUGCAAGUUUGCACUUCAGUUUCAGUACGAGCACGAGUGCGAUACUUUUGCAUGGGAUAGCCUCGCCGUUCUUGCAACUGGCACGAAGUGGCGGGCGUGGUGCGUCGUCGCGUCCUCCCUCUCGGAUAUGGGAUUUUUCAACGUUACAGUGUCAACUGUAUACCUGAUUUGUCAUUGCAAAACCAAUUAGCAUCAACAUCCACUCCGCGUGACAAGAAGUUUUUGAAGGGCUAAACAGCAUGGAAUUCUGCGCCGCAUUUAAUGCUAGAGAUGCAGGCUCCCCCCUUUCACUUUUGCUAUUCGUGCGUCACAAAUUCAAACUAUGGCCGAGAUUGUAACGCUUGCCAAUCCCAUACCGGAGUCCGGAGAAGUACGCGGCGCUGCUCACACCCACGCCCGGCGGCGGUGCGGCCCGCAGCAUGCACCACCGCGGCGCGCCGCUUGGAAGCGGUAGUCGGAACCCUAGUCCCGUUUUGGAAAUGGGACCCCUGGACGAGUUCCAAAAAGCACAGGGGAUGGGGUUCGGCGUGCGUUCGAUGCCCAUGUCUCCGAGGUUGCACCAAACGCCCUCGCCUCGCAGCCGCGACAAGUGGCUGAACUUGCCGGAGCACAACGGAGACGUGCAUGGCAGACGGGUAAUUGAGGACGACAUGCGUCCCGAUGAGCCGAAGAUUCCGGCGAAGCGCUUGAACCUGAGGCAUUUUGAGUUUCCAUCGGGUCCGGCGGAAGACGCGCGCGCCUUUCAGAACGCCCGCGCGCAGCAGCACCAGCAGCAAAUGGGAGCGGCCCGCGCGGGCGCAGCCGUAGCGGGAAAUGGCAUUCGGGGCGCGAGCAACAACUUUCUGCAUGCGCUAUCUGUGCAGCAGCAGAACCAGCAGCAGCUUUCCGGUGGAGUGCGCGGAAACGCCAUGAGCAUGCCGGCGGCUCACGCAGGGGCCGGCGGCCAGCUGCAUCGUGGCGUCGGUGGCGGGAGCAGUCUAAUGAGCUUGCAUGCGGAGCAGGGGAGCGUGUUUGAUGACCCGAAUUUGCUCUCGGUGACGAGUCUUACGAGUCUGAGGCACGGUGGCGACCAACAAGCGUGUUCUACUUCGCGACCGCCCACGCGGAGCCAAAUGCGGUCGGCACCAAGCGGAAGUCUAUACGACCUCGGAGGAAGCUCGAAUCUGCACCCUCGCGCAGCGGCUCACGAAUUUCUGCAGACUGCAACCAGAAACAUGGAGCCUGACGAGGCUUCUCAGCAGACCCGAUCGCAGCCCGGCGUGCACGUCGGACUCCGCAUCACCAGCGCCAUCCCAAUGGCAGACCAGCACACGCAGCAGCUUCAGUAUCGUCCGGGCACAUCUCCGGCGAAGGGCGCGUCGCCCAGCACCUCGGCCGCGGGGAUCGAAGCGCUCCCACGAGGCGGACCGCACGCGUCGCCGCAGCAGCACCACCAUCAGCAGUCCGGUUCUUUCUGCGUGGGUGGAAGCAGGCCGGGCACGACUACCACGGCAGUGUCUUCGGGCGCAGCGCCGGAAGGCAGUUCCUCCGCGUCGACGAGCGGCCCACCCGCCGGACGUGGGCGGCCGCAGCUCAACAUUGUCGUCCCGCCACCCAGCAUGGGCAAGGUUGCUUACACGGUGGUGGAUCAUUUUCCGAAAUCGCCGACGUCGAUGCCUGCACACGGGCACAGCAUGGACGAUACCAUGCACAAUGGGCUGGUGGGUUCAAGCCAGGUUGGUCACCUCUACGCCGCGGCGCCGCUUUCGCCCGUCCACGGGCACCGUGUGGUGACGCAGCACACCGCGUCCCCGAAAGGAAGCCCCGGCCACUCCCCCGCCCACAGUGCGCGCGCGCAGCACGAGAAGAGGGAGGAAGACCAAGUGCACCUGAAAUACGCGGGAAUGCUGGGCGACGACGCGGCCUCUGUGGCGGCACACAAGCCGGAUGGUACCCAGAACGCAACGAAGCACCAGCUAAAGCAGCCGGCCAUGAAAACUGGCGGCGCGAGCACGGUGCGAGCGCGUAGCUCCAGCGCCAGUCACUCGCCCGAGAAAGCCGCGCGGGGUGGUGCAGGUGGAGCUGCAGCGGAUUUUGAUGAUCUUCGCAUUCAAGGCGAAAGGAAAGAGAGAAAUCGUCCCCGUGGGCUCGAGAUACGUGCGAAGUCCGGCCAAGAGAAGCCACAGAUGAACCUCUUUUACCCCGAAAAUGCCAAUGCGCCACUUGAUCAUCCGCAACAACGCGCGGCUGCAUCGUUCUCGUCCACUGCAGCUGCCGGUGCCGGGUACAGCCGAAACAUGAGCAGAGCCCUAUUCUGAGGAAAAAUCUUUUCUUUCCCUUCAAUAUCAUACUCAAAAGGCAGUUUGUGGUGCGCGAAGAUUUGUGUCCACAGGCCAAUCCUAGCACACAGGCAAAGAGGCACACGCGCGGCAUAUUCCCAUGGAGGCGACUUGUCAGCACGAUUUUCUGCGCAAUUUUUGUUGAUUCCUGUCGUGCUGAGCAACCAACGCUUUCGCGUGCCCAACUGUACUGGAGCUGUUUUUGUUUCUUGAUGCCGCCUAACUGCGAUGAUGUACACAAAUUCAGCAAGGCUAAUCGCCUUUUGAACAUGGGGGGGGGAAGAUUUGUUUUCAUUCUGACACUCCACUGCGGCGCCCGUAAGUGCCGUGGAAGUGCGGUUGCCACCAUUAAGCAGUAUUCCUGCGGAGGGCAGCAUGAUGAACAUGCUGAAACCGGAAUCCUCUAUAGAGGUGUUACACCAAGGGGACCCGCUAUCUACCGGAGCAGAUUCUUCGGAAGCAGCGGCCGGUGGGGCUGCUGCGAUGGCGGAUGAACCAUUUCUGGCUCACGCGCAUGCGCAGAGUCGACAAAGGGAACAACAGCAGCAGCUCGACGCCGCCGCGCAGCAAUAUCAUGUGCAGCUGCAGCAGCAGCAUCAUUAUCCGAGCGGGUCGCGCAGUACCUCCAAAUCCUACUCCCAGCAGCAAAUCUCCGUUUCUGCAGGUGGUGCGGCCCUACCGCCGCGUGGACGAUCGAGGCAGCAGCAAGCCCCUGCGGGAUCCUCGUCCUCUUCGUCGCAACCAGGAGUAGGGGGUUCAGGAAUUCGCGCGAACUUCAAAGACGGAGACGUCCUGGUUGAUGCGGCCCUAGACUUGGCUCGCGGUCGGGGCGGGCAGCGCGGGGGAGCAGGAGGGCCGCCACCGGGACCCCUGUUUGGUGUGAACUUUCAAGUCGAGCGCGCUCGACACAUGAUUGCGACGGACGAGGUGGCCCCACGACAAGUGCCCACGCACCAGCUGCUGAACAAGCAGGCCAGCGGUCGGUCUGCCGGCGGACGCCGCGCCGCCGACAACCUGAACUACGGACGUAGGUUGCCGCCCGCACCAUUGGGGAAAAUCGGAUACGUCCGAACAGACGUGGCGGCCAUAUGGCCUCGACAUCAAAUGUUACCUGAACACCGGUUGCAUGAUCUCCUGGUUUAAGUUCUUUUGUGAUGAUACCUGAAAUAAAAGCGGAAUAGCAAAAGUAUACGCAGGGGGAGUCAAGGCUUCGUCCGCUUCUUGUAUUUUUAGACCGCGCAGAGGCAGAGCCAGAAGCUCAAUGGUAUUGAGCGCGUCGCAGAACAAAUUAUCACGCGAGGGAAGUUGCAGCUUGAGCUUGACCAAUCUUCACGCGUAAGGCGGCAGACGUCCUGCGUGACAAAUCAGCACGAAAUCAUGCAACCGUUCACCAUGUAAGAUUUGAGGACGGCAUAGGUUACCGGUCUGAACGCCAAUCCGAGUCCAUCCAACCACGGGGGCGAAAACACCAACCAGAAGCCAUCUGGGUCUCUACAACGGCCCCAAACGCGAGCAGGGAUCAUGCAAGACCCAUCAUCGAUAACAAAAGAGAAAUAGAAUUUAGAUCAUAUCAGUGUUCUCGCAUGAAGAAAGAUGACGGAUGCCGCCGGGGCGAAGCAUUUUUCUUUUUUCCUGCGCCGGCGCUGGUACUCUUUGAUGUUGGCCUUGAAUAGUAGGGGAAGGCGGCAGACCUUCGGUCAGAGACAGAAUGCUGGCCAUCGAUAAAGAGCUCGGACGCGAUUCAUUCGUGCUAGAAAAAAGAAACGCCCCCGACCGCGCCCCUCAUCGUGUAAUCAUCUUCGUACCAAAAUAGAGCCUUACUGGUACCACUAGGAAAAACGACGCAGGCGGGCCCGCAAGAACGGCGCCCUUUUGAGGCGCCUGUCGUCUUAGGUUCUACCGAUUUGUAUGUGCGCCCACAAAGCGGCGCCGUCGCGUACUUACAAGUGCGAGAGAUGCAAAAUAAAAGCAGCCAAUGCGAAUGGGGUGGGCGCCAGUUUUUGCCACGUUGGUUCGAAUGCCGCAUGUGUUGAGCCGGUGGACACAUAAAGCAUCUCGCCUUUAUUUUGUUUUCAAUAUAAAAAAAAAAUAAAACAAAAUAAACUAAAGGAAGGCGCCCCAAAGGCUGAAAGCCAAGCAAUCCGCGUGCUAUGGGCCCGAUUGUGAGCCUCCCAGAAGCCGGUCCUGAUGGAGGUCCUGGCACGCCCAUAGCAUACACGAGAGAUUUUUUUUUGGAGCCCAGAAAGUUGAAGCUCGCAACUGCUAGCCGCGAUUCUCAUCGGCAGCCUUAGGCGCGAGGGCAUGGCAGGCAUAUGCAUAACAACCGCGGCCGUUUCCUCGCUGAAACAAAAAAGACGCACUGACCUCAUUAUCUCCGUUUGGUUUGCGACUUCUGUAAUAUCCAGCUGGUUGCAAAACCAAGAAACACCAUUCGAAGCGUACAAAAAAAAAUUCUAGUACUUCCGCCAUCAAAAACGUGCAUGUGGAACACUGCAUCAUGCUAAUUUUUCCGCUGGAUGAGCAAGCUCGGGAAUAAUGCCCGGCGACGGCGACCAAAGCUUUCCGAACAUCGGAGGCGUCGGGCUUGAGCCACUUGCUCGCCCGCACACACGUGGUUGAUCAUCGAUAAAACGGCCACCUCAUCACGCGAGCAGUCGGGUCUAACUGAUACCUUGGAAAAAGCUGUUAAUCUUGAUACAUGAAUGUAAAUCCAAGUCAUGAUGCGUGCCAUGCCUGCGAACACACAUUGUGAAACUUGGUACGGUCAACAUGUCGACAUCGGCGUAGGCUGUGGUCACCAAGUCGAAGAUAAGCCAAAAAAAAAUCACAUUAAGCUGCAGGUGGCUAAGAUGGGCACGAUUGUACUAAUACGCGCGGAGUGGUGCACCAGGAAAUGCAAAUCAUUAUCAUUUAUUUUACGAAAUUAGAGUCCAGACGCACGUUUCAAUUUGUUUUUCGAGCUCGCAGGAUGAAAUGCGCCUGAUGUAAGAUUCGUUUGUACGUCGACUGCAACGGCUACGUAGUCUGCUUGAAGGCCGGAAAUGCAGUAAUGCUCUUCGAUGUUGUCACCUAUUUAUGUGUGUCUUCGUGUACCUACGAAACAGCAGAAUAAAAAACACUGAAGCUGCUGCAUUCUUGCAACACUGUAUUUUAUAAACAAACAAAAAUGUUGAGAGUGGCUUCUCCUUCUUCAACAAAAGCUGCAACGAACACAGAAACAGAAUAAACUUUGAAAACCAAAAUAAAUAUGAAAUAAUAGACUUGAAAGCAUUUUCAUCUUACUACGAAGAGAAGCUGCUUUGGUAAUAUCUUCACGACAAGUUGUUAGUCCGCGAGAGCUGUAGAUUAGCGAUGAGUACAAGCAAGCAAUAUCCUUGCAGCUACCAACAUGUACUUUUUUUCGUUCCUUCCACCUAUUUGUAUGAUUAGCAGAAAAAAUAUACUGAUAUGUGUACAAAAACAAAUCUGAAUGAGAUUGAUUUAUUGUAGAGCUCGAGUUACAAAGUUGAUCUUGGUAGGUCUUGACGUGCGCCCGGCCUCCGUGAAUGAAUGUAAUAUAUACAACUCGGCCCUGCUGAUGCUGCACAGUGGGCGCCUUUCUCGUUGACGCAGGAAUGGACGUCUCUUCUACCGGGUUUCAAGUUGCGACUGCAGCAGGAUCAAAGAGGUGCGUUACUUUGAUCCUGGUUUUGUUGUUAGACACUAUCCAAAUCCGUGCUUGCUCUGAUCAUCGACAACGACAACGAUAGGGAGAUCAGGAUCGUCGAUUAACAAGGUCUACUAUUUUGUGCUUAGGGCGGCAAGUCAAGCGUUUCCAUUGUGGUGCAGGUACUGCUUCUUCGCUGGCUGUCUUCGUCCUGUCGACUAAGUCGGAAUGCGAGUGAGGGACUGCUAAAAAUGGGAUUGCACCUGGGAUCAUUGAGACACGCCCGCAAAAAUCUGGAUACUUACUGAUACAUUACAUCUGAAUCUAUCACGUACCAGUCCAUACGUCAAGGCAAGUUGUUGGUGCUCCUAUGGUGCCAGGGCGUGAUCCCCGGCCGCGCCUGCCAUUUUACUUUUUGCCUGAUCUUGAUUCAAGAUCAAGCAGAGUUGUCGCAGAAAAAUUUUCACGACAUUUUUUCGGAUCUUGUUCCUGCUCGGCUCAGCAUAUUAUCCUUGUUGGUUCUAUCGAAUUCUGUUAAGUUUUUAAGAAGUUCGAUGACGAUGAAGAUCAUUUUUCUUCUUCAUCAAGUUUAUUCCUUUGGGGUGUGCCAGACGCAGCAAGAGUAUGUAAGUGUGUGAAGUAUGUUGAGUUUUUACGCAACAUGGUUAGAGAAGCAUAUGAUAGGUGGUUGCCCAUGACCAUGUGCUGUAACAAGCACAAACAGAGAAGCAUGUGCUUCAUUUCUUGGUAGACGUCGUCGCGACGUGAUGGUGCUUACAGAUUCAUGUGAGCUUUUUUAACAGAACUGGAACUUGC
Messenger RNA from Amoebophrya sp. A120, 15844 nucleotides. Lineage: Eukaryota; Dinophyceae; Syndiniales; Amoebophryaceae. The record is from the annotation of a GenBank genome assembly.